GGGACGGGGGCGGAGGCGGGGCGGCAGCUGAGCGGGGACAGAGGCGGAAGCGAAGGUGGAGGCGGGGACAGAAGCGAAAGCGAAGGCGGAGGCGGAGGCGUUUUGAAAGACCCCUCUCUGGAUACACAGCCCUCGGGCAGUCUUGUGAAGCCGGGGCAGCGGUUCCUGUCUUCUGACAGCAGCCACCGCUCUGUUUUUGGAGGCCUGCGCACCUGCUUCCUGUAUCUGGGGAAUUAGUCCCGCCAGAAAGCCAGAAGCUUAACUGAAAAUGGUACGUGUUAGAAGACGUGAAACAAGGAGAAAUUCUAAAAGCCAAGUACCUGAGCAAAAAUCUCGAGUUGAUUGGCGUCGGACUAAAAGAAGUAUCUCACAGCUUUUUGAUAGUGAUGACAAGCUUGAUAGUGAUGAGGAACUUGAACUUGAUAGUGAUGAAGAGCUUGGGAGUGGUGAAAGGAUUGAUAGUGAUGAAGAGCUUGGGAGUGGUGAAAGGAUUGAUAGUGAUGAAGAGCUUGAGAGUAGCAAGAAGCCUGGGAUUAAUGAAAUACCAGAGAAGGAAAUAGAGCUUAAAUUAAUCAAAGUUGAAAGUGAGGGAAACAGCAGUAAGCCUCUUAGAAACACCGACAACAGUUCAACAGAGGAAGAAAAAAUGACCACAAGUGAGCAUAAUGACUUGGCAGAUGAUGAAAAUCACCCAGGUCAAGAGGAGGGUGGUGCCAGCAAGCACACCAAACAAGUCACAGAGGAGGAUGUGGAAGAUGAAUGCAUCAAGCCAGGAAAAAGAAAGAGGCCGUCCUCUGUAAUGUAUGACAGUGAUGAGAGCGAUGACAGUGACAUCCCCGUUAGCAAAGCAGGUGCUAAACGUUCACGCAGGGUGGAGGAAGACGAGUGUUCUUCAUUGGAGAUGGAAGGAGAAACCCCUGAAAAUUCAUUGGCUGCUCAAAAGCGAGAACACCAGCAGAAGCUAAAGGAACUCUCAGAAAGAUCACGCCAGAGACAAAGACGCAACAGUGGUAGAGGUUUUGAGGACUCUGAAAAGGAAUCUUGUUCAAGUACUGAUGAAGAUGUGGAUGAGGAUGCUUACAGAGAUGGAAAUGAAGAUGGCUAUGUGAUUGAUGACUUUGUAGUGCAAGAUGAGGAAGGAGAUGAAGAGAGUAAAAGUCAACAAGGAGAAAGUUUGACUACAUCACAGCUGAAAUUAGUAAAACAGAAUUCACUUUAUUCUUUUUACGACCACUAUACUCACUUUGAAACAGUUGUGAAGGCUCUUCUGAUCAAUGCUAUCGAUGGAUCUUUUCUGGAAACCUUGUAUGCUGGCAAAAGGAAGAAGUUAUAUGCAAAGGAUAUGUUGACGUCUCUUCAUUAUUUGGAUAACCGCUUUAUUCAACCCCGUCUGGAAAGUUUAUUCUCUAGAAGUCGAUGGAAAGAGCAAUAUAAGGAGCGAGUUGAAAGCUACUCUAACUUACAAAUCCACACGAAGAACCCUGAGAACUGCUCCUGCCAGGCUUGUGGCCUGCAUCGCUACUGUAAAUACUCGGUGCACCUCUCGGGAAACUUGUACAACAACAAGACAAUGGAGACAGAUGACUUCAUGUCUCACAACAAGCAGGUGUUUAUUGUUGGCAGAAUUUGUGCUAAUCGCACCAAAAUUUAUCAUAAACUAAAGCAUUUUAAAUUCAAACUGUACCAAGAAUGUUGCUCCCUUGCAAAAGAAAAAGAAGAAUGUGCAGAUGAACAGGUUAAAGAAACAGUAGGAAGAAUCUUCAGUCAGUCAAAAGAAAAUGGCUGGAUUAAAAAGAGAUAUGAUGAACUGCAAGAAUAUCUCAAUUCUGCGGAUCUUUUUCAAGAUGAGAAGUUUGAAUUGUAGAACGUUUCCUUCAGAGAAGAUUUUUAUAAGUUUCCUUAAAUGCGACGAUCAUGAGUAUUGUUUUUCUGUAUCAUGUGACAUUUGUUGUAUAAUCUGUGUGUAUUUUAUGGCAAAAUAUCUUGUUUAUAUACUCAUCUGAUUUUUAUGAAAUCAGUGAAUUUCAAUAAAGCCUUCAUAGAUGUCCAUGGAGAACAUCAACUUUGUGGUUCAAAAAUCGAUCAAUGUAUUUUAGUGAUGUAUCGAUGCUUUUCUCAUACAUGAUCUGCAGUUGAGUGUGCUAUCAUGUCCUGUCAGUUUAGUAGAAAUAGGCUCUAUGAAAAUAUCUUUGGACUGACUUGGAGAUUGCUCAGUCAAUAUAGCAAUCGCCUUACAAGCACAAGGACCUGAGUGCAGUCCCCAGAACCAUAUUUCAAACAAAAGCCAGUCACAGUGGCAUGUACUUGUAAUGUCUGCACUGGGGAGGCAAAGAUGAGGCCAAUCCCUAAGGCUUGUGAGCCAGGCAGCCAACCCACUCUCUUGCCAGUCAGAGACCCUGCCACAAAAGACAAGAUGGCUCGUGCUUGUCAAUGAACCCCAGGCUAUCCUCUGAGCUCAGCAUGCAUACAGAUAUCUAUGUGCAUGUGCCCACACAUGUGUGCAACCACACACAAGCACCUUCACACUCACACUAUAUAUGCAUGUGUAUAUUCACAGAUAGUGAGACUCAUGCCUAUAUGUACUUAUUGUUGCACCCCUUGGCAGUAUUAAAUAAUCUUCAAUACUAAAUGUCUAAUUAACGUCUCCUCAAUCAGUGAGCCAUGGAAGAAGCCUCAGACUCCUAACCUCAGAAUGGGACCAUAGUUUAUCUGCUACAGUGGUGGACUGCUUCCUUUUGUAACGUUUCCCUUAGGAAUAGAGGUCUCAUCCUCAGAGUCUUUCAGUCCUCACAUUCAAGAACUUCUUGAUACGUGUUUUCAUUCUGUGAGAUGCUUUGUUGUUUCUGUACAGUUUUAUCUGCAAUAUAUUAAUGAUGGAGAUGUAUUUUGUGAUAUUUUAGCCAUAACAUUAUAUAAUGUAUAUGUAUUGUACCAGUCUGAAAAUCUCAGAGAAAAGUUAAGCCAAAAAAUCCCACUUCAAAUGCUUGUUUUAUUGCCUACAUUACUUUGCACAUCCUAAUUUUUUCCAUAAUAUAAUAAAGUGGUUUCAGAAUAA
Messenger RNA from Microtus ochrogaster (prairie vole), 3055 nucleotides. It is a transcript of the gene Ccdc82, whose product is annotated as coiled-coil domain containing 82. The transcript is spliced from 9 exons. Gene Ontology annotation, cellular component: nucleus. Lineage: Eukaryota; Metazoa; Chordata; Mammalia; Rodentia; Cricetidae. The record is from RefSeq and is a predicted model, not a curated record. Bases 269 to 1864 code for a protein of 531 amino acids.